AUGGAAAAAGAGCAGAUUUUCAAGGAGGAAGACCUGCUGGACAAGGUGGAGAUCUGGGCACUGAAGUACCGAUGCGCUCACCCUCUCUGGUUGGGAAGUUUCUCAGCAGUCCUGGUUGUCACGGAUCCUGACUAUGCCAAGACUCUGUUGGCCAGAGGAGAUCCCAAGGAUAACAUCAGCUAUAAUCACCUUGUCCCGUGGAUCGGGAAUGGGUUGCUGAUCUUACAUGGACCAAAAUGGCACCAACAUCGAAAACUCCUGACUCCGGGGUUUCAUUAUGAUGUCUUGAAACCUUAUGUGGCCCUGAUGGCAGAGUCUGCUAAUGUGAUGCUGGAUAAAUGGGAACAGCUCAUCACAGAUGGGAAACCAGUGGAGCUCUUUGAGCAUGUCAGCUUGAUGACUCUUGAUAGCAUCAUGAAAUGUGCCUUCAGUUGUCACAGCAACUGCCAGAACAACAGGAAAAACACCUACAUCGAGGCUGUCUACAACCUGUGCCGCAUGGUGCACCAGCGCCUUCGCGUCUUCCCCUACCACAAUGACAUCAUUUACUGGCUCAGCCCCCACGGAUUUCAGUUCAGGAAGAGCUGCCAACUUGCUCACGAACACACAGACAAAGUGAUACGCGAGCGAAAGUUGUCCCUUAAAGAUGAACAGGAAUUUGAAAAGAUCCAGAAGAAGAGACAUUUGGACUUCUUGGACAUUCUGCUGUGUGCCAGA
Molecule: messenger RNA, 717 nt
Organism: Antrostomus carolinensis (chuck-will's-widow)
Lineage: Eukaryota; Metazoa; Chordata; Aves; Caprimulgiformes; Caprimulgidae
Product: cytochrome P450 4B1
Exons: 7
Molecular function (GO): monooxygenase activity; oxidoreductase activity, acting on paired donors, with incorporation or reduction of molecular oxygen; heme binding
Source: RefSeq, a predicted model, not a curated record